Messenger RNA from Helicoverpa armigera (cotton bollworm), 2380 nucleotides. It is a transcript of the gene Sec3, whose product is annotated as Secretory 3. The record is from RefSeq and is a predicted model, not a curated record. Gene Ontology annotation, biological process: Golgi to plasma membrane transport; exocytosis. NCBI's taxonomy places the organism in Eukaryota, Metazoa, Arthropoda, Insecta, Lepidoptera, Noctuidae. Gene Ontology annotation, cellular component: plasma membrane; exocyst. Gene Ontology annotation, molecular function: phosphatidylinositol-4,5-bisphosphate binding.
UAAUCAAGUUUUCAAGUAUGACAGUUGACACUUUACUGACAUUGACAGUGCAGUGCCUGAUCGAUCUCAAAGUAGGACGAGCACGGCUCACGGCUGAUUAAUACAAUAAUACAACAAAAUUAACUUCCUCGGACGGUUUGGUUGAAAUUUGGUCAGACGCGUCUGGCUGGUAUCCGACAUGAAGUUCGAGGAGACAGCGCUGCAGCGGGAUUGGGAGAUCAGUAAGGAGCAAUCGUGUGUUGACGUGGCGGACGAUGACGCAACACCAUCGGAUGCGGCUCUGGGCGCGCUGCUGGAGGACGCGGAGCCGAGCGACGCCGACGCCGAGCGGCGCGUGCGGCGCCUCGGCAGCCGCCUGGCGCGCCUCGACGCGCUCAACGUGGCCGGCAUGCUGGCCGCCGCCACCGAGAGCGGCGGCGCCGGGGCCGCGCUGGCCGAGCGCCUGGGCGACGGGCUGGGCGCGGGCGCGGCGCUGGCGGCGCGGCUGCGGCGCUACGACGCGCUGGCUGCGCCCCGCGCCGCCGCGCGCUCCGACGCCGCGCGCGCCGACACCAACGCGCGCCGCCUGCUGGCCGAACUGGCGGCGCUGUUCGCGUGGCUGGGCGGCGCGCUGCGCGAGCUGGACGCGCUGGCCGAGGUGUCGCUGGGCGCCGAGGGCGCGCGCGCGCUGGCGGCGGCCGAGGCGCUGCGGGCGGCGCUGCGGGCCGAGGCCGCCGCGCCCGCCGCGCUGCGCCGCCUGGCCGCCGUGCGCGAGCGCCUGCGCCGCCUAGCACGCGCCAAGGACCAGCUGGCGGCGGCGCUGGCGCGGCACCUGAACAACGCGCUCAUCCACCUCGGCAACGAGGCGGGCGAGGCGCGCGCGUCCCGCCACCACGCCGAGCUGCUGCCCUACGCGCCCUUCAUGCGCUGGCUCAAGGACAUGGACGACAAGGCGUUCGAGGGCCUGGCGCGCGUGUACACCGGCACGUGGGCGCGGCGCCACGAGCGCGAGCUGCGCGCCGCCUGCGACGCCGCCCGCGCCGCGCUGGCGCAGGCGCCGCCCGACCGCGCGGACGAGCCGCUCGACGCCGUGCUGAGUCUGGUGGAGAGCAUGUGCAACGCGGAACAAGAUUUUUGUACGCAAUUCUUCUUCUUGGACAUAGACGUCAAGGGCGAGGCGGGCGAGGCGGAGGCGGAGCGCGGGGAGGCGCGGCGCGCGGGCGCGGAGACGCGGCGCUUCAUGUGCGAGCUGUUCCCCGCGCUGGAGAGCGAGCUGGUGGCGCUGGUGGCGCACGUGGAGCGGCACGACCCCUACGGCGCGAUGCGGGCGCUGGCGUGCGUGGGGCGGCGCGUGCUGGGCGCGGCGGAGGGCGGCGCGGGGGGCGGCGCGGGGGGCGAGGCGCGCUGGGCGCGGGCGGCGCUGGCGGGCGUGGCCGUGGCGGCCAAGCGCGGCGCCGACCGCUGCGUGGCCGACCGACUCGCCGCACUGCCGGACGCCGUCAAGCAGGCCGCUAAGAAGCCCAAGUGCGGCCUGCUGAGCUUCCUGCAGGAGCUGGAGGAGCUGAGCGGCGCGUGCGAGCGCAUCUUCGUGUCGAGCGGGCGGCGCGCCGACCUGGACCGCUGGUACGUGUCGCUGGCCAGCGCCAUGCUGCAGGCAGUGCAGCACGCCGAGCACCCGCGCACCCCGCGAGCCGUGCUGCACAUGGAGAACUACCACCGGCUGCACGCGGUGCUGUCGGCGCUGCGCGUGCCGGCGCUGGAGGCGCUGCGGCGCGAGUGCCGCUCGCGCUACUCGGACGCGCUGCGGGCGUACGUCACGCAGUACUUCGGUCGCCCGCUAGAGAAACUCACGCAGUUCUUCGAGGGCGUGUCGGAGGCGGUGGCGCAGGGCGUCCGCGAGGACGAGGUGUGCUACCGCGCCGCCUUCAGCAAGCACGAGCUGCGGCGCGUGCUCGCCAUGUACCCCGCGCACGAGGUGCGCAAGUCGCUGCACCGGCUGUACCGCACCGUGGAGAAGCACCUGAGCGAGGAGGGCGGGCUGCUGCAGGUGGUGUGGCGCGCCAUGCAGGAGGAGUUCAUCGCGCAGCACGUGGCGCUGCAGGCGCGCAUCGCCGCCUGCUACCCCGCCGCCGGCCUGGCGCUGCCGCUCACCACGCAGCACAUCCUCGACGCCUUCUCCGACAUCGCGCGCGAGCACUGAGCCGCACGACACACUACCCCAGUACUUAGCCCUAUUUAUUGCGACCCUGUUUGUUUACAUUGUAUUUGGCUGCAGACAAUUUUCGCCCGUGCGCGAUAAUGCCAAUGAGGAUAUUCCUCACGUUUGUUCUUGUAUCUAUAGGCAAUUGUAUACCUAAGUAUUAUAAAUGCAUAAUAAAAUAUUUUAUAUUUGCUAACGUUA